CUUGGUUGGCGUUGGCGCUCUGCAGUGCAGUGGAGUGUUGCCCAGCUCCCUAUAUGGUCGGGGAUUAGCUCGGUGCUGCUGAGGCAGAGCCAGGAGCCGGAGGAGGAGGAGGAGAAGGAGGAGAAGGAGGAGAAAGAGGAGAAAGAGCGCAGCAGCUGCGGGCGCACGCCGAGCGGCUGCCGGGGGAAGCAGAGGCGCCGGAGGCUGGGGCACCGCCGACGCCUCGGGAGCCAUGGCCGAAGGGGGAGAAGGAGGCGAGGACGAGAUCCAGUUCCUGCGGACUGAAGAUGAAGUGGUCCUCCAGUGCAUCGCCAACGUUCACAAGGAGCAGAGGAAGUUCUGCCUGGCAGCCGAGGGACUUGGGAAUCGCCUGUGCUUCUUGGAACCCACAUCAGAAGCCAAGUAUGUUCCUCCAGAUCUCUGCGUCUGCAAUUUUGUGCUGGAACAGUCCCUCUCUGUCAGAGCCCUGCAGGAAAUGCUUGCCAACACAGGUGAAAAUGGUGGCGAAGGGGCAGCCCAAGGGGGUGGCCACAGGACCCUGCUCUAUGGCCACGCAAUUCUGCUGCGGCACUCCUUCAGCGGCAUGUAUCUAACAUGUUUGACCACAUCAAGAUCCCAGACGGAUAAACUUGCCUUUGAUGUAGGUCUACGGGAACAUGCCACAGGAGAAGCCUGUUGGUGGACCAUUCAUCCCGCUUCCAAGCAGAGGUCUGAGGGAGAAAAGGUUCGAAUUGGUGAUGACCUCAUCCUCGUCAGUGUGUCCUCUGAAAGAUACCUUCAUCUCUCAAUAUCAAAUGGUAACAUACAAGUGGAUGCCUCCUUUAUGCAGACACUCUGGAAUGUACAUCCUACGUGCUCAGGAAGCAGCGUCGAAGAAGGAUACCUACUUGGUGGGCAUGUAGUACGUCUUUUCCAUGGUCAUGAUGAGUGUUUGACGAUACCAUCUACAGACCAGAAUGAUUCCCAGCACAGGAGGAUAUACUAUGAAGCCGGGGGAGCUGGCACAAGAGCCAGAUCGCUGUGGAGAGUGGAACCCCUUCGGAUAAGCUGGAGCGGCAGUAACAUCAGAUGGGGACAGGCUUUCCGACUCCGGCAUCUCACCACAGGCCACUACUUGGCCUUGACAGAAGACCAAGGCCUUAUUCUGCAAGACCGGGGAAAGUCGGACACCAAGUCGACAGCCUUCUCUUUUCGAGCAUCCAAGGAAAUCAAGGAGAAAUUGGAUUCCAGUCACAAGCGAGAUAUAGAAGGCAUGGGAGUCCCAGAAAUCAAGUACGGAGACUCUGUCUGCUUUGUCCAACAUAUAGCCAGUGGUCUGUGGGUGACCUACAAAGCACAAGAUGCCAAGACAUCCCGCCUGGGACCUCUGAAAAGAAAGGUCAUACUCCAUCAGGAAGGCCACAUGGAUGAUGGGUUAACACUUCAGCGAUGCCAGCGUGAGGAGUCCCAGGCUGCUCGGAUCAUCCGGAACACGACCGCCUUAUUCAGCCAGUUUGUAAGUGGAAACAGUCGCACAGCUGCCCCAGUCACCGUGCCGAUAGAAGAGGUCCUGCAGACCUUACACGACCUGAUUGCCUACUUCCAGCCCCCAGAGGAGGGGAUGCAGCAUGAAGGCAAGCAGAACAAGCUCCGCUCCCUCAAAAACAGACAGAAUCUUUUCAAGGAAGAGGGAAUGUUAGCCCUUGUGUUAAACUGCAUUGAUCGCUUAAAUAUCUACAAUAGCAUAGCACACUUCGCAGGGAUCGCCAGGGAGGAGAGUGGGAUGGCCUGGAAAGAAAUUCUGAACCUCCUCUACAAAUUGCUAGCUGCUCUUAUUCGUGGAAACAGAAACAACUGCGCUCAAUUCUCCAAUAACCUUGAUUGGCUGAUCAGCAAAUUGGACAGACUAGAAUCUUCCUCAGGUAUCUUGGAAGUUUUGCAUUGCAUCCUCAUUGAGAGCCCAGAAGCCUUAAACCUGAUAGCAGAGGGCCACAUCAAGUCCAUCAUCUCGCUGUUGGAUAAGCACGGACGGAAUCACAAGGUUCUGGAUGUGCUGUGUUCCCUCUGCCUCUGCGAUGGGGUCGCAGUGAGAGCCAACCAGAAUCUCAUCUGUGACAACUUGCUGCCCCGGAGAAACCUGCUCCUGCAGACACGGCUGAUUAAUGACGUGACAAGUAUUCGGCCAAACAUCUUCCUGGGAGUUGCCGAAGGCUCAGCACAGUACAAGAAGUGGUACUUCGAGCUCAUCAUCGACCAGGCGGACCCCUUCCUCACCGCAGAGCCCACGCAUCUGCGGGUGGGCUGGGCCUCUUCCUCUGGCUACGCUCCUUACCCCGGAGGUGGAGAAGGAUGGGGAGGCAAUGGUGUUGGUGAUGACCUAUACUCCUAUGGCUUUGAUGGACUUCACCUUUGGUCAGGUCGCAUACCCAGAGCCGUGGCCUCCAUCAACCAGCACCUCCUGAAAUCAGACGACGUGGUAAGCUGUUGCCUGGACCUGGGGGCACCCAGCAUCUCUUUCCGCAUCAACGGGCAGCCUGUGCAGGGGAUGUUUGAGAACUUCAACACGGAUGGGCUCUUCUUCCCUGUGGUGAGCUUUUCAGCAGGUGUCAAAGUACGUUUCCUGCUGGGUGGACGUCAUGGAGAAUUUAAGUUCCUGCCUCCCUCUGGCUAUGCCCCUUGCUAUGAAGCCUUACUUCCAAAAGAAAAGAUGAGAUUGGAGCCUGUCAAAGAGUAUAAACGUGAUGCUGAAGGAGUUCGAGAUCUGUUGGGUACCACCCAGUUCCUCUCCCAAGCCUCUUUCAUCCCAUGCCCCAUAGAUACCAGUCAGGUUGUUUUACCACCUCAUCUAGAGAAAAUCCGAGAUAGGCUGGCUGAAAACAUCCAUGAGCUUUGGGGAAUGAAUAAAAUAGAACUUGGCUGGACUUUUGGCAAGAUACGGGAUGACAAUAAAAGACAACACCCCUGCCUUGUUGAGUUUUCAAAGCUGCCCGAAACUGAGAAGAAUUAUAACCUACAAAUGUCAACUGAAACCUUGAAAACUCUCCUGGCCCUGGGGUGCCACAUCGCUCAUGUUCACCCCGCUGCUGAGGACGAUCUCAAGAAGGUCAAAUUGCCCAAAAACUACAUGAUGUCCAAUGGCUAUAAGCCAGCCCCUUUGGAUUUGUCUGAUGUGAAGCUGUUACCUCCUCAAGAAAUUUUAGUGGAUAAGCUUGCAGAAAAUGCACACAAUGUCUGGGCAAAAGACAGAAUAAAACAAGGAUGGACCUAUGGCAUUCAACAGGAUUUAAAGAACAAAAGAAAUCCACGUUUGGUGCCAUAUUCAUUGCUGGAUGAGCGUACCAAGAAGUCAAACAGGGACAGCCUUCGUGAAGCUGUCCGGACGUUUGUUGGUUAUGGCUAUAACAUUGAGCCAUCAGACCAGGAGCUAGCUGACCCAGCUGUGGAGAAAGUCAGCAUAGACAAGAUCCGCUUUUUCCGGGUAGAGCGCUCUUAUGCUGUGAGAUCUGGAAAGUGGUAUUUCGAGUUCGAGGUGGUGACCGGAGGCGACAUGCGUGUUGGCUGGGCCCGGCCAGGCUGCCGACCCGACAUUGAGCUGGGGGCGGAUGACCAAGCCUUCGUGUUUGAAGGCAGCAGGGGCCAGCGUUGGCAUCAAGGGAGUGGGUAUUUUGGACGGACCUGGCAGCCAGGAGAUGUGGUUGGAUGUAUGAUUAACCUGGAUGAUGCUUCAAUGAUCUUCACGCUGAAUGGGGAGCUGCUGAUCACCAACAAAGGCUCUGAACUUGCCUUCGCUGACUACGAGAUUGACAGUGGCUUCGUGCCCAUCUGCUCUCUGGGGCUGUCUCAGAUCGGCCGCAUGAACCUCGGGAUGGAUGCCAGCACCUUCAAGUUUUAUACCAUGUGCGGCCUCCAAGAGGGCUUUGAGCCUUUUGCUGUCAACAUGAAUCGCGAUGUGGCCAUGUGGUUCAGCAAACGCCUCCCAACAUUUGUCAACGUGCCCAAGGAUCAUCCACAGAUAGAGGUGGUGAGGAUCGACGGCACCCUGGAUACCCCUCCCUGCCUCAAGGUGACCCACAAGACAUUCGGCACCCAGAACAGCAGUGCCACCAUGAUCUACUGCCGCCUGAGCGUGCCCGUCGAGUGCCACGCCUCCUUCAGCCACAGCCCCUGUCUGGACAGUGAUGCUUUCCAGAAAAGGAAACAGAUGCAAGAAAUACUCUCUCAAACAACAACACAGUGCUACUAUGCAAUCCGCAUCUUUGCCGGACAGGACCCCUCCUGCGUGUGGGUCGGAUGGGUGACUCCGGAUUAUCACUUGUACAGUGAAAAGUUUGACCUGAAUAAAAACUGUACUGUGACUGUUACUCUGGGGGACGAAAGAGGCCGAGUCCACGAAAGUGUGAAACGCAGCAAUUGCUACAUGGUCUGGGGUGGGGACAUCGUGGCUACAUCCCAAAGAGCGAGUCGCAGCAACGUGGACCUGGAGAUCGGCUGCCUCGUGGAUCUGGCGAUGGGCAUGUUGUCCUUUUCUGCCAACGGGAGGGAACUUGGCACCUGCUACCAGGUGGAGCCCAAUACCAAAGUGUUUCCAGCCGUCUUCCUGCAGCCCACAAGCACCUCUCUGUUUCAGUUUGAACUUGGGAAGCUGAAGAAUGCCAUGCCCCUGUCGGCAGCCAUAUUUAAGAGCGAAGAGAAGAACCCCGUCCCGCAGUGCCCGCCGCGGCUGGAUGUCCAAACUAUCCAGCCUGUGCUCUGGAGCCGCAUGCCCAGCAGCUUCCUGAAGGUGGAGACGGAGAGGGUGAGCGAGCGCCAUGGCUGGGUGGUGCAGUGCCUGGAGCCCCUACAGAUGAUGGCGCUUCACAUUCCGGAAGAAAACAGGUGUGUGGAUAUCCUGGAGCUCUGUGAGCAGGAGGACCUCAUGCGGUUCCAUUACCACACGCUGAGACUCUACAGCGCCCUGUGUGCCCUGGGAAACAGCCGGGUGGCCUACGCCCUGUGCAGCCACGUGGACCUGUCCCAGCUCUUCUAUGCCAUUGACAACAAGUACCUCCCUGGCCUCCUGCGCUCAGGCUUCUAUGACCUGCUCAUCAGCAUCCACCUGGCCAGCGCUAAGGAGAGGAAGCUGAUGAUGAAGAAUGAGUACAUCAUCCCCAUCACCAGUGCCACCAGGAAAAUCCGCCUGUACCCGGAUGAGUCCAAGAGGCACGGGCUCCCUGGGGUGGGCCCAAGAACGUGCCUCAAGCCAGGGUUCAGGUUCUCCACCCCCUGCUUCAUCACCACCAACGAGGAGCACCAGAAGCAGAGCCCCGAGAUUCCCUUGGAGCUUCUCAAGACGAAGGCGCUGGGCAUGCUGACGGAGGCAGUGCAGUGCAGCGGGGCUCAUAUCCGGGACCCUGUAGGGGGUUCCGUGGAGUUCCAGUUUGUGCCUGUGCUGAAGCUCAUCGGAACCCUGCUGGUCAUGGGGGUGUUUGAUGACGAUGACGUUCGGCAGAUCCUCCUCCUCAUCGAUCCCUCUGUGUUUGGGGAGCACAGUGGGGAGACGGAGGAGGGAGCAGAGAAGGAGGGGGUGACGCAGGUGGAGGAGAAGGCUGUGGAGGCUGGGGAAAAGGCCAGCAGGGAAGCUCCCAUCAAAGGCUUGUUGCAAACCCGAUUACCGGAGUCCGUCAAGCUGCAGAUGUGUGAGCUGCUCAGCUACCUCUGUGACUGUGAGCUGCAGCACCGGGUGGAGGCCAUUGUGGCCUUCGGCGACAUCUAUGUCUCUAAGCUCCAGGAAAAUCAGAAGUUCCGCUACAACGAGCUCAUGCAGGCCCUGAACAUGUCUGCGGCCCUGACCGCCCGGAAGACCAGGGAGUUCCGCUCGCCCCCACAGGAACAGAUCAACAUGCUUCUUAACUUUCAAUUGGGGGAGAACUGCCCAUGCCCAGAAGAGAUCCGGGAAGAGCUGUAUGACUUCCACGAGGACCUUCUCCUUCACUGCGGGGUUCCCCUGGAAGAAGAGGAAGUGGAGGAAGAAGAUACCUCUUGGACUGGAAAAUUCUGUGCAUUGGUGCAGAGAAUCAAAGGCCCUCCCAAGCCAGAGAAGGAGCAACCAACGGAGGAAGAGGAGAGGUGCCCUACAACCCUGAAGGAGCUCAUCUCACAGACCAUGAUCCGCUGGGCCCAGGAGGACCAGAUCCAGGAUGCAGAGCUGGUCCGGAUGAUGUUCAACCUCCUGCGGCGGCAGUACGACAGCAUCGGGGAGCUGCUGCAGGCGCUGCGCAAGACCUACACCAUCAGCCAGGCCUCCGUGAGCGACACCAUCAGCCUGCUGGCCGCCCUGGGCCAAAUUCGCUGCCUGCUCAGCGUCCGGAUGGGCAAGGAGGAGGAGCUACUCAUGAUCAACGGGCUGGGAGACAUAAUGAACAACAAGGUGUUUUACCAGCACCCCAACCUCAUGAGAGUCCUCGGCAUGCACGAGACAGUCAUGGAGGUGAUGGUGAACGUGCUGGGUACAGAAAAGUCUCAGAUUGCCUUUCCAAAGAUGGUUGCUAGCUGUUGCCGCUUCCUGUGCUAUUUCUGUCGAAUCAGCCGACAAAAUCAGAAGGCCAUGUUUGAGCAUCUAAGUUACCUGUUGGAGAACAGCAGUGUUGGCCUAGCUUCCCCCUCGAUGAGAGGAUCCACCCCGCUGGAUGUGGCCGCUUCCUCCGUGAUGGACAACAAUGAGUUAGCGCUGGGCUUAGAGGAGCCAGACCUCGAGAAGGUGGUGACCUACUUGGCAGGCUGUGGCCUGCAGAGCUGCCCCAUGCUUCUAGCCAAAGGAUACCCUGAUGUCGGCUGGAACCCCAUUGAAGGGGAGCGCUACUUGUCCUUCCUGAGGUUUGCCGUCUUCGUGAACAGUGAAAGUGUGGAAGAAAAUGCUAGUGUCGUGGUCAAGCUGCUCAUCAGACGCCCCGAGUGCUUCGGCCCCGCCCUGCGGGGUGAAGGAGGAAACGGUCUGUUGGCGGCCAUGCAAGGCGCCAUUAAGAUCUCUGAGAACCCAGCCCUCGACCUCCCCUCACAGGGCUACAAGAGGGAAGUCAGCGCAGAGGACGAUGAAGAUGAAGAAGAGAUUGUGCACAUGGGCAAUGCAAUCAUGUCAUUUUAUUCGGCUCUUAUAGACCUGCUGGGCCGCUGUGCUCCUGAGAUGCACCUUAUCCAGACAGGGAAGGGAGAAGCCAUCCGCAUCAGGUCCAUCCUGCGCUCCCUCGUUCCCACCGAGGACUUGGUUGGAAUCAUCAGCAUCCCCUUGAAACUGCCUUCCCUGAACAAAGAUGGGUCGGUCAGUGAACCAGAUAUGGCAGCCAACUUCUGCCCCGACCACAAGGCACCCAUGGUACUGUUCUUGGACCGUGUGUAUGGCAUCAAGGAUCAAACUUUUCUGCUCCACCUGCUGGAAGUUGGAUUUUUACCUGACUUAAGAGCCUCUGCCUCCCUAGAUACAGUUUCCCUAAGCACCACCGAGGCUGCACUGGCCCUGAACAGGUACAUAUGUUCUGCUGUGCUCCCACUCCUCACAAGAUGCGCCCCCCUCUUUGCCGGAACAGAGCACUACACUUCUCUGAUCGACUCUACACUGCAGACAAUAUACAGGCUUUCCAAGGGGCGAUCCCUCACCAAAGCUCAGAGGGACACCAUAGAGGAGUGUUUGCUGGCCAUUUGCAAUCACUUGAGGCCUUCCAUGUUACAGCAACUCCUGCGACGUCUAGUUUUUGAUGUGCCACAACUCAAUGAAUACUGUAAAAUGCCUCUUAAGCUUCUGACGAAUCACUACGAACAGUGCUGGAAGUAUUAUUGUCUGCCUUCGGGCUGGGGGAGCUACGGUCUGGCUGUGGAGGAAGAGCUACACCUGACAGAGAAGCUCUUCUGGGGGAUUUUUGACUCCCUCUCCCAUAAGAGGUAUGACCCAGAUCUUUUCCGGAUGGCCUUGCCCUGUCUCAGUGCAAUAGCGGGGGCCCUGCCACCAGAUUAUUUAGAUACCAGAAUCUCAGCCACAUUGGAGAAACAGGUCUCAGUGGACGCAGAUGGCAACUUUGACCCCAAACCCAUCAACACCGUGAAUUUCUCCUUGCCUGAAAAAUUGGAAUACAUCGUCACCAAGUAUGCUGAGCACUCCCAUGAUAAAUGGGCCUGUGACAAGAGUCAGAAUGGAUGGAAAUAUGGAAUUUCCCUGGAUGAAAAUGUGAAGACCCAUCCAUUGAUCCGGCCUUUCAAGACAUUAACCGAGAAGGAGAAGGAAAUUUAUCGCUGGCCUGCCAGAGAGUCCCUGAAAACCAUGCUGGCUGUGGGCUGGACUGUAGAGAGGACCAAAGAGGGAGAAGCUCUGGUUCAACAGCGGGAAAAUGAGAAGCUUCGAAGCGUGUCCCAGGCCAGCCAGGGCAACAGCUACAGUCCUGCCCCUCUGGAUCUCUCCAAUGUUGUGCUCUCCAGAGAGCUCCAGGGGAUGGUGGAGGUGGUAGCUGAGAACUAUCACAAUAUCUGGGCCAAGAAGAAGAAGUUGGAGCUGGAGAGCAAAGGUGGUGGCAGUCACCCUCUUUUGGUACCCUAUGAUACCUUGACUGCCAAGGAAAAGUUCAGAGACCGAGAGAAAGCCCAGGACCUGUUUAAGUUCCUCCAAGUAAAUGGCAUUGUGGUUUCCAGAGGUGUGAAGGAUAUGGAGCUGGAUGCCUCCUCCAUGGAAAAGAGGUUUGCCUAUAAGUUUUUGAAGAAGGUUCUGAAAUAUGUUGAUUCGGCUCAAGAGUUUAUUGCCCAUUUGGAAGCCAUUGUCAGCAGCGGGAAGAGUGAAAAGUCUCCCCAUGACCAGGAGAUCAAAUUCUUUGCCAAAGUUCUUCUGCCACUGGUUGACCAGUACUUCACCAAUCAUCGCCUCUACUUCCUGUCCUCACCUCUGAAGCCCCUCAGCAGCAGUGGGUAUGCCUCCCAUAAGGAGAAAGAAAUGGUGGCCAGCCUGUUCUGCAAACUCGCCGCUCUGGUUCGACACAGGAUUUCUCUCUUUGGGAGUGAUUCUGUGACAAUGGUGAGCUGUCUUCACAUCUUAGCUCAGACACUUGACACGAGGACGGUCAUGAAGUCAGGCUCAGAGCUGGUGAAAGCCGGGUUACGGGCGUUCUUUGAAAAUGCAGCGGAAGACUUAGAGAAGACUUUGGAAAACCUGAAGCUCGGCAAGUUUACCCAUUCCAGAACGCAGAUCAAAGGCGUCUCUCAAAAUAUUAACUACACCACGGUGGCUCUGCUCCCGAUCUUGACAUCCAUCUUUGAGCAUGUGGCUCAGCAUCAGUUUGGGGUGGACUUACUCUUGGGUGAUGUGCAGAUUUCAUGCUACCAUAUACUGUGCAGUCUCUACUCCCUCGGGACAGGAAAGAACAUCUAUGUUGAAAGGCAACGUCCUGCCCUUGGAGAAUGCCUGGCCUCACUGGCAGCCGCCAUACCAGUGGCAUUCCUGGAGCCCACCCUUAACCGCUACAACCCGCUCUCCGUCUUCAACACCAAAACCCCCAGGGAGAGGUCUAUUCUGGGGAUGCCAGACACAGUGGAGGAGAUGUGCCCCGACAUCCCCCAGCUGGAAGGCCUGAUGAAGGAAAUCAACGACCUGGCCGAAUCAGGGGCCCGGUACACAGAGAUGCCCCACGUCAUUGAGGUCAUCUUGCCCAUGCUCUGCAACUACCUGUCCUACUGGUGGGAGCGGGGGCCCGAGCACCUGCCCCCCGGCGCAGGGCCCUGGUGCACCAAGGUCACGUCUGAACACCUCAGUGUCAUCCUGGGCAACAUUCUGAAAAUCAUCAACAACAACCUGGGCAUCGACGAGGCCUCCUGGAUGAAGCGCAUUGCAGUGUACGCCCAGCCGAUCAUCAGCAAAGCCAGGCCGGACCUGCUGAAAAGCCACUUCAUCCCGACCCUGGAGAAGCUGAAGAAGAAGGCCGUCAAGACCGUGCAGGAGGAGGAGCAGCUGAGAGCUGACAGCAAAGGGGACACGCAGGAGGCCGAGCUGCUCAUCCUGGACGAGUUUGCUGUCCUCUGCAGAGACCUCUACGCCUUCUACCCCAUGCUCAUCCGCUACGUGGACAACAACAGAUCUAACUGGCUCAAGAGCCCUGAUGCAGACUCUGACCAGCUCUUCCGCAUGGUGGCAGAGAUCUUCAUCCUGUGGUGUAAAUCUCACAACUUCAAGAGGGAAGAGCAAAAUUUUGUGAUUCAGAACGAAAUUAAUAAUUUGGCAUUUUUAACUGGAGACAGCAAAAGCAAGAUGUUGAAAUCGGGAGGACAGGACCAGGAGCGGAAGAAGACAAAGCGGAGGGGAGACUUUUAUUCCAUCCAGACCUCCCUGAUCGUGGCUGCGCUCAAGAAAAUGCUGCCCAUUGGUCUGAAUAUGUGCACCCCAGGCGAUCAGGAGCUGAUCUCCCUCGCGAAAUCACGGUACAGCUAUAAGGACACAGAUGAAGAGGUGAAGGAACAUCUGCGGAAUAACUUGCACUUGCAGGAAAAGUCUGAUGAUCCAGCUGUGAAGUGGCAACUGAACCUAUACAAGGAUGUUUUAAAGAGUGAAGAACCUUCCAACCCAGAAAAGACAGUGGAGCGUGUGCAGAGAAUUUCAGCAGCUGUCUUCCACCUAGAGCAGGUGGAACAGCCUUUGAGGUCCAAGAAGGCGGUCUGGCACAAACUGCUAUCAAAGCAGCGGAAACGGGCAGUGGUGGCCUGUUUCAGGAUGGCCCCUCUCUACAACUUGCCCAGACACAAAAUUAACAAUUUCUUCCUGAGCACCUUUCAACGGGUUUGGCUGGAAAAGGUUAAUGAAAAAACUCAGUAUGACAGGCUUAUACUCAUUUUAAUGAAAUCCCCCAAGGUGGAAGAGGAGGAGGAGGAAGAGGUGGAAAAGCAGCCAGACCCACUUCAUCAGAUCAUCCUCCACUUUAGCCGCAACGCUCUCACGGAGAGGAGGUCAGCACCGUGGAGCACCCUGCUCACAUCCCAGGCAUGGCUGGGUCCUCCCCAAGCUGUCCUCCCCAGCAAACUGGAAGACGACCCUUUAUACACCUCCUAUGCCAGCAUGAUGGCCAAGAGUUGUCAGAGUGGGGAAGAUGAAGAAGAGGAGGAAGACAAGGAGAAGACAUUUGAAGAGAAAGAAAUGGAAAAGCAGAAAACCCUCUACCAGCAAGCCCGGCUGCAUGAGCGUGGAGCCGCCGAGAUGGUCCUUCAGAUGAUCAGCGCCAGCAAAGGUGAGAUGAGCCCCAUGGUGGUGGAGACUCUGAAGUUGGGGAUCGCCAUUCUGAAUGGGGGCAAUGCCGGUGUGCAGCAGAAAAUGCUAGAUUACCUGAAGGAGAAAAAGGAUGCUGGGUUCUUUCAAAGUCUUUCUGGUCUUAUGCAGUCUUGCAGUGUCCUUGAUUUGAAUGCAUUUGAGAGGCAGAAUAAAGCUGAAGGCCUGGGGAUGGUUACUGAGGAAGGAACACUCAUUGUUCGUGAGCGUGGUGAAAAAGUACUCCAGAAUGACGAGUUUACACGAGAUCUCUUUAGAUUUCUACAGUUACUUUGUGAAGGACACAACAGUGAUUUCCAGAACUUCCUGAGGACUCAGAUGGGCAACACCACCACCGUGAAUGUCAUCAUCAGUACCGUGGACUACCUUCUGCGUCUGCAGGAAUCAAUCAGUGAUUUCUACUGGUAUUACUCAGGGAAGGACAUCAUUGAUGAAUCUGGACAGCACAAUUUUUCCAAAGCCCUGGCGGUCACCAAGCAGAUCUUCAAUUCUCUUACAGAAUACAUCCAGGGCCCGUGCAUUGGGAACCAGCAGAGCCUGGCUCACAGCAGACUGUGGGACGCAGUGGUCGGCUUCCUCCAUGUAUUUGCUAACAUGCAGAUGAAACUCUCUCAGGAUUCCAGUCAGAUCGAGCUGCUGAAGGAACUCUUGGAUCUCCUUCAGGACAUGGUGGUGAUGCUUCUGUCCCUCCUGGAAGGGAAUGUGGUAAAUGGAACCAUUGGCAAGCAGAUGGUUGACACGCUGGUAGAGUCAUCUACCAAUGUAGAAAUGAUCUUGAAAUUCUUUGACAUGUUCUUGAAACUUAAAGACUUAACCAGCUCAGACACCUUCAAAGAAUAUGACCCCGAUGGGAAAGGAAUCAUUUCCAAAAAGGAAUUCCAGAAGGCCAUGGAAGGGCAAAAGCAGUACACACAGUCGGAGAUAGACUUUCUCCUUUCGUGCGCAGAAGCUGAUGAAAAUGACAUGUUUAAUUACAUCGAUUUUGUUGACCGGUUCCAUGAGCCAGCCAAGGACAUAGGGUUUAAUGUGGCAGUGUUAUUGACAAACCUUUCUGAGCAUAUGCCAAACGACUCUCGCCUUAAGUGUCUGUUGGACCCAGCAGAAAGUGUACUCAAUUACUUCGAACCAUACCUGGGACGCAUUGAGAUUAUGGGUGGGGCCAAGAAAAUUGAGCGUGUUUAUUUUGAGAUCAGUGAGUCCAGUCGAACUCAGUGGGAGAAGCCCCAGGUGAAGGAGUCUAAGCGACAGUUCAUCUUUGACGUUGUCAAUGAAGGCGGGGAGCAAGAGAAGAUGGAGCUGUUCGUGAACUUCUGUGAGGACACCAUCUUUGAGAUGCAGUUAGCAUCGCAGAUCUCGGAAUCUGACUCAGCCGACAGGCCAGACGAGGAGGAGGAGGAAGACGGAGAUUCUUCUUAUGUGUUAGAAGUGGAGGGUGAAGAGGAGGAGGAGGAGAAGUCUUUUGAAUGUGCCUCUGCGUUUGCCAUGGCUUGUGCCUCGGUGAAGAGAAACGUGGCCAACUUUCUGAAGAGGGCCACCCUGAAGAACCUCAGGAAGCAGUACAGGAAGGUAAAGAAGAUGACCUUCAAGGAGCUGCUGAAGGUGUUCUUCUCUUUCUUCUGGACGUUGUUCGUGGGGCUUUUCCACUUGCUCUUCACUAUAGUGGGAGGAAUCAUUCAGGUCCUCUGGAGCACAGUGUUCGGAGGGGGACUCAUAGAAGGGGCGAAGAACAUAAGAGUCACCAAGAUCCUGGGCGACAUGCCUGACCCAACCCAGUUUGGUAUCCACGAUGAUGCCAUGGAAGCUGAGAGGGCAGAAGUGCCUGAGCCAGGCAUCACCACGGAGCUCGUGCACUUCGUAAAGGGGGAGAAGGGAGAUGCGGACAUCAUGUCAGAUCUCUUCGGACUCCACCCAAAGAAAGAAGGUGGCUUAAAGCAUGGGCCCGAAGUGGGUUUGGGUGACCUCUCUGAGAUUAUUGGCAAGGACGAAACCCCUACCUUAGAGAGUACUGUACGGAAGAAGAGGAAGGCACAGGCAGCAGAAAUGAAAGCAGCUCAUGAAACAGAAGGCAAAAUAGAGUCUGAGAAGGCAGAUCUCCCUGUCAGGAUCAGGCCUCCUUUUGCCCUCUGUGCUGAGUGGCUUUGCCAUUCCUGCAGCAUGGAAGAUGGAGAGAAAGAGGACACAGCCAAAGAAGAGGAGCAGGCCGAGGCCCUGUGGGCAGACGUGACCAAAAGGAAGAAGCGACGGUGUGGCCAGAAGGUUGAGAAGCCUGAAGCUUUCAUGGCCAAUUUCUUUAAAGGGCUGGAAAUCUAUCAGACCAAGUUGCUGCACUACCUGGCCAGGAAUUUCUACAACCUGAGGUUCCUUGCUCUGUUUGUAGCCUUCGCUAUCAACUUCAUCCUGCUCUUUUACAAGGUCACCGAAGAACCUUUAGAAGAAGAGACAGAGGAUGUUGCCAACCUGUGGAAUUCCUUUAAUGACGAGGAAGAGGAGGAAGCGGUGGUGUUCUUCGUCCUGCAGGAGAGCACUGGCUACAUGGCGCCGACACUGCGGGCCCUGGCCGUCAUCCACACCGUCAUCUCUUUAGUCUGCGUGGUGGGCUACUACUGCCUAAAGGUCCCUUUGGUGGUAUUCAAGAGAGAAAAAGAAAUCGCCAGGAAGCUGGAGUUUGAUGGCCUGUAUAUCACUGAACAGCCUUCUGAAGAUGACAUCAAGGGGCAGUGGGAUCGCUUGGUAAUCAACACGCCAUCUUUUCCUAAUAACUACUGGGAUAAGUUUGUAAAGAGAAAGGUGAUCAACAAAUAUGGAGAUCUCUACGGAGCAGAACGCAUUGCUGAACUCCUGGGUUUGGACAAAAAUGCCCUUGACUUUAGCCCAGUGGAAGAGACCAAAGCUGAGGCGGCCUCCCUGGUGUCAUGGCUAAGUUCCAUCGACAUGAAGUACCAUGUCUGGAAGCUGGGAGUUGUUUUUACUGACAAUUCCUUUCUCUACCUCGCCUGGUACACGACCAUGUCAGUCCUGGGCCACUACAACAACUUUUUCUUCGCUGCUCAUCUCCUGGAUAUUGCAAUGGGCUUCAAGACUCUGAGGACUAUUCUGUCAUCUGUCACUCACAAUGGCAAACAGUUGGUCCUGACCGUCGGUCUCCUGGCCGUGGUGGUUUAUCUCUAUACCGUGGUGGCAUUCAACUUCUUCCGCAAGUUCUACAACAAAAGUGAAGACGACGACGAGCCCGACAUGAAGUGUGAUGACAUGAUGACGUGUUACCUGUUCCACAUGUACGUGGGAGUGAGAGCUGGAGGUGGCAUCGGUGAUGAAAUUGAAGACCCUGCUGGGGACCCGUAUGAAAUGUAUCGCAUCGUUUUUGACAUUACCUUCUUCUUCUUCGUCAUUGUCAUCCUGCUAGCCAUCAUCCAAGGUCUUAUUAUUGAUGCUUUCGGGGAGCUGAGAGACCAGCAAGAACAAGUACGAGAGGAUAUGGAGACUAAAUGUUUCAUCUGUGGGAUUGGCAAUGACUACUUUGACACGACCCCUCAUGGUUUUGAAACACAUACCCUACAAGAGCACAACUUAGCCAACUACCUGUUCUUCCUCAUGUAUUUGAUUAAUAAAGACGAGACAGAGCACACGGGACAGGAAUCUUACGUCUGGAAGAUGUACCAAGAAAGGUGCUGGGAUUUCUUCCCAGCUGGUGACUGCUUCCGGAAACAGUACGAAGAUCAGCUUGGAUAAAUGGGAAUGAAAGACGCCUCCACCAUAUUCUGGAUGGUCAAUAAAAUCCUUCUCUUACAAUUCUGCAACACAUUGGAAAAAUGCCGUUUCCUAAAGGCCUCCCGUACAAGGAAGAGUUCAUUACAUACUUGUGAUAUUUCGGAAUUGACUUGGAUUUUUGUACUUAAUGGACUUACAUGGUGGGAGAUGACCCGUCAAAAUGUUAAAAGGAUGGCACAGCAUCAGGGAAGCUCUAGUGGAAAGUCUUCACGUUUUUCAGUUCUAACUAGUGUGUGGGGAUGACGUCACUGAGGGAAGGGCUGGAGAUGUAGGAAGUUUUAGAUGCAUAAUACCUGGAAUUUUAAACACUUGAAUGCCACGUGACAGUAGCCCACUAGUGAUUCAUGGUCUGAGCUACAAAAAAAAAACAUUUUAACUGCAAUCUAAUUUUUCCCAUGGUACUUGCUAGUGAAUGUAU
Cervus elaphus (red deer) is the source of this 15428-nucleotide messenger RNA. RefSeq names its product ryanodine receptor 3 (gene RYR3). The record is from RefSeq and is a predicted model, not a curated record. The coding region runs from base 233 to 14971 and encodes 4912 amino acids. Gene Ontology annotation, molecular function: ryanodine-sensitive calcium-release channel activity; protein binding; calcium ion binding. Lineage: Eukaryota; Metazoa; Chordata; Mammalia; Artiodactyla; Cervidae. Gene Ontology annotation, biological process: intracellular calcium ion homeostasis; calcium ion transmembrane transport. Gene Ontology annotation, cellular component: sarcoplasmic reticulum membrane; calcium channel complex; Z disc. The transcript has 103 exons.